AUGGAUCUCUUCGAGCCUUUGGAGCCGGAGCGGCCAGGGCCUUUUGCUCAUCCAACCCGCUGGGGUCGAGCAGAGCACGCGACGCAGGCUACAGAGGGGAUGGGUCCUCCACCGGGCCUGGCGUAUGACAGCUCGCCCAACGUGGAUCCAAAGGCUUUGGGCGAGGUGCCUGAGGACUUCAGACCUGAGCCUGGCUUCCGGCGCGAGCCCGACUUCCCUUCCCGGCCGCGGGCACAUGAUGAAAGCGACGAAGAGGAAGUCCAGAACUUUGGCGCCAUGGUCGCCGUUCAGGACACCAGUCAUCCCUGCAUCAAUGGACACCAAAGCCGAAGCUGCCAAAGCUCCUUCGACAAGGACGGACGACCUGAGAUUGCGGCAUCACGAGCCCGCAAUGAUAGAGUUGGAGCGGAACUUCAGAACAGACCUCCUUCAAAUCAAGGAUCUCUACUUUGA
Messenger RNA from Durusdinium trenchii, 453 nucleotides. Lineage: Eukaryota; Dinophyceae; Suessiales; Symbiodiniaceae. The record is from the annotation of a GenBank genome assembly.